AUGCUACUUUUUGGACAACCCGGACACCUGGCUGGGAAUUGUCCAAAGAAGAAGUAUGAGACUGGUAGAGUACAACAACUGGGGAGAGUGUACACUACUUUUGCAGCAGGUGCCAAGGGAUCUGAGACCUUGAUCAGAGGUAACUGUGAAAUAUCUGGUAGAGUUUUAAAUGCAUUAUUUGACUCCGGGGCAACACAUUCAUUCAUUGCAUUUGAAAAGGCUAAUGAAUUAGGGUUGAGAAUAGUGGUCUUGGGUUAUGAUCUAAAGUUGCAUAAUGCUACUCAUGAAACCAUUGUGACUAGGUUAGGAUGUCUACAAGUGUCAUUCCGAGUCAAACAGCGUGAAUUCGUGCAUGAUUUGAUUUGUCUGCCAAUGAGUGGUCUUGAUCUCAUCUUACGACUGGAUUGGUUGUCUAAGAAUCAUGUCUUGCUUGACUUUUCUAAGAAAUCAGUAUGCUUUAUGUUGGAAGGGUCAGAAGCGCCAGUUGUGGUGAAUAACUAUUAUUUGAACUCUGUGAUAGUAAAUUGUUCUGGGACUGAAUGUCAGGGCAUUAUGUUAUUAACUGCGCGAGUUUCGGGUGAUGAUAAAAGCUUAGCACAGAUUCUGAAUGUUUGUGAGUUUCAUGAGGUGUUUUCGGAUGAUAUAGAUGAAUUUCCACCUAAUCGGGAGGUUGAGUUCGCAAUUGAAUUGGGUGCCUAG
This is a messenger RNA of Arachis duranensis, 699 nucleotides long. RefSeq lists its product as uncharacterized. The coding region runs from base 1 to 699 and encodes 232 amino acids. Lineage: Eukaryota; Viridiplantae; Streptophyta; Magnoliopsida; Fabales; Fabaceae. The transcript has a single exon. The record is from RefSeq and is a predicted model, not a curated record.